AUGGGCCAGCAAAAUUGCGGCUGUGGACCUUGUGACAAGGUGGAGGAGGACGGCUCAGACGGGAAGGUGGAUCAGAUUGGCAGAUCCGGGUAUGCUUUGGACAAGGCGGCAGAGGAAACCAUCUUUGAGCCAAUUGGCACGAGAGGCAGGGGUCAAGUGGACCCAAGCCUGGUGGAUGCUGUCGCCACAUCCUCCAAGGAAGCGAGGUCGGUGCUCCGAAAAGCGUGGGGAAAGCUCAAGGGCGAAUUCGGCGUGCAAGUGAACAUUUGGGGAAGCCUAGCCAUGGGAUCUCGAGGCCAAGGCGAUACCAAGAAGAAGGAGAGAGAGAUUGCCAAAAGCAGCCUUGAAGCUUCCCUGCAGCAGUGCGAGACAAAGCCGUUGGAGGCUGCUGCCACACUGGAGGAGCUGCUGAGUGGCCCAGCCGCUUCGGUGCUGAACAAUGCGUCGCUCGCGGCGGCCAAGCAGAUCCAGCUAAUUGCCGCACAAACAACCAGGAGGGAGGAGCUAGCAAAGCUUUUGAAUCAGAAGGACUUAGCUGUGAAGACGCCGACGCCUCUUCAGCUGGAGCAGCUUGUGGAAGAUUGCGGUUUUGAGGAUGUCUCGACCUCAACUGCUCACAGCUUGCAAGCCGUUUUGGAAAAUCCUGCAGAUGGGCCUAUUGAGUUCCAUGCAGUCUCAAUGGAGGCUGACGGUGAGGGCAUUGUGGACCACCACAUGUCCCUGACAAGGGCGCAGCUCACACUCAUCCUGGAUGUGUUGGCCGAGAACAUAUGCUAUACUGGGCGAUCUGGCUUCGCGGGAGGUGCAGCUCCGAUCCAGCGACCUCGGUCACAAGGUGGUGAAAAGAAGGGCAGAGGCUUUCGAUUCUCUUGGAGGUGGCCGGGGGAGCUCAAGUGGGAUAUUGCCUUUACAGAGGCAGCGCAAUUGGCAUGCUUGAAGCUUCGUGGGGGCAUGCUGGGCUUCAGCAGUUUACCCACAGGGUCAAGCUAUCAGUUGAAUUGCCUCUCACUGACGGCCACUGACACUCGUGGACGCUCGCGGAAUCUGGUGAAGACCUUGCUGGAAUCAGCGGCGCCCACGGGCGAUUUGGGCUUCAAUGUGGAGGUAAAUAUCCCGGUGGACACUGACACCUUGGCAGUCAUUCAACUGCAAAGGCCUACAAUGCAUGUUCUUCCACAAUUGGUGAUGGAUCUCGUGACUGUCGGAUUGUCAUCUUGGCAGCAUUGCACUUUCCGCAAUGACCGUGUCCAGGUGAUGUUGGCACCACCCGAGCCUCAAAGGGGUUAUCCAGCACCUCCCAGCAAGCCGCCAGUGGAUGAGCGCGGCACCCGCGUCCAGGUGAACUUUUUGGAUGGUUGCUUUCGCAUUGCCGAGAGGUGGGCUGAGCCGAGCGAGCACUUCGAGUUUGCCGGCAGCGUGAUGAUCCAUAUCAUCGUGCAUGCAGAGGGCAUUCGAAUUGAGCGCUUUGAUCUCGAGAGGGGUGCGCUGCGGCUGCAUUCCUCCAGGCGAAAUCCAACCACCUUGUGUCCAUGUCUGGAGUGGUUGGUCCGCGGCGACCAGAAGCGUGUGGACGACGGGCACCGCCGGAAGCGACACACCACCUACGAGCUGCGUUCGGUCAUCGUCCCGCCGUAUUCCAUUCGGAUGUCCGCCCGAGACCACCGUGCGAUGGCCAAUGCCUUGCUGGAGCUUUUGACCAUGGAUGCGGAGUCCGCGGAGCCGCCGUCGGAGAUCCGCAGUCGCGACCCCUUGGCGCUGCAACUGGUCGAGAAUCGGCUCACCUUGAUCGCGGAAGUGGCCCUUGAGGGAGCUGAGGUGCAAGUGAUGGGUGAGGAAGGCGGACAUGAAUGGCCCGGAAUUUGUGGCAACGCUCGGUGUCAAUUGCUGGAGGUGACGGUGGACAGUCGUCAAGGUUCCACACCAACGGUGAACAUCUUUGGCCGCGAACUGGAGUUAGACAUCAGUUCUAGAAACCACAGGCUGGGCACCUGGGAGCCAGUGCUUCCACGCUGCGGUCUUCGCUUUUCCUACCACAUGCAGCGGAAACCUGAUGGUGGUCCUCGUGAUGUAUUCAUCCGAGGAGAUGUCUCUUCUAUCAAGCCGGUGCAGCUUGUGAUCAGCGCCCCCUUUGUGCAUUUGGCCAGCCGAGUCUUUAAUGACAGCUCUGAGAACAUGCACUAUGGAUACCUGUUCGCAGGUGUGAACAUCUCGGGCAUCGCAUGCCAUGUGAGCGUGGAAGAGGGUGCCGAGGGGUUGGUUCUUCCACCAUCAUCGCAGGCCGUGCCAUUGGAUAGCUUGCUGACCGGAAGAGGGCGAGCCUCGACCGGCUCCACGCCGUGCCUAUUUCUUCGCCUGCUUGAUUCUCCAGACGCUGAGCCCUGCAGGAUUGAGUACGGGCGGGAGGCCGAUGUGACGUGGGAUACCAAGAAGGAAGGAUUCUUGAUGUGCCGUCUUGUCAUGCCAAGACCGCCUCAGUUGGUGCUGCUGAUCACGUCGACGGUUUGCGUCUUGAAUCGAACCCCAGCUGAUUUGGAGAUUCGCUUCUUGGCGCCCAGCGCCGCCUCGAGGGAGGCCUUGCAGCCCGUGACCGCAGGAUCCACACGUCUCAGCAUUGAUGCGCGAUUGCUCAGCGAGGGCGUCGCAGCCCCAACAGCCACCGAGAUGGCCGAGCCGCUGGCGGAGGCUGAAAAGCCUGCGAGCCCCGAGGGCACCUUGCUUUUAGGUGCAGGACAGUUGCUCUCCGCGCCGCCCAAAGCACAGCUACGGAUGGGGCAGGCUGUCCUACAGCUGCGCCCAGCGCUGACUGAUGGAGGUGUCACAUACACUUGGUCGGAGCAGUUCUUUGCAGUACCAGUGGCCAAUCCGAACUCCAGCGAUGUGACGGUCUGUGCCUCUCCGUUCGGUCCCCUACGGCUUUUUCCCCCACCCAGCGGGGUCAAGCACACCUUUCCCUUGAGGAUCUGCAGGCCCGCCGACAUGCAGGAGGUGUUGCCGAAGAACUGGCUCUAUUUGAGAACCAGUUGUGGAACCAAUCCUCAGCAGGGCUGGAGCCACGUGGAGGUGCAGGCUCCGUUCACGGUGGUCAAUGCACUCCCAUGCGAUAUACUUUGCCAGUUCAACCCACGAGUGAAUCGAAGAAAGAUGGGCAAGGAGAGGGAACGACUGCCGGUUGAGUGUGGAAGCAACGUUGAUUUGGCGGUGGACAAUGGCUUCGGGGGCGAGGUAGUGGUACCCACAAAUGGCCAAGCGGAAGUGAUGCCAAUCAGAUUGGAUGAGGAAGGUUGCUUCAGGUGGGUUUGCAAUGGCAAAGGAGGGCGCACCAGACCGCGUUGGCAAAAUCUCAACUCGCUCAUCGUCGUGGUGAAUGCAAAGCGGGGAGAAGUGGAAUGGCAUUGCGUGGAAGCCAGCAUGGGCACGCGCAGUGAUGCGCCGCAGCUGCGAAUUGCGCCACAGAGUUUGCUCCCAUGCUUCGAGUGUGUGGCGGAGGACCUCUCAGUGUCCUUCGCAGUUCGUGACACACAAGGGCACGCGAGUUCAUGGUCCCUACCUCUUCCAGCUGUGUCGGGUCGGGGGUCCAGCGAAACGGUGCAGCUUGACUUCAGAGGCAUGUACAUCAACUUGAACGCCAUGCGUAGUGGAAGGGAGCUCAUCGUCUACACACGCUGGUGGUUUGUCAAUUCCACAGGUUUGAGUGAUUUGCGGCUUCAGCAGCCGGGUGGACCAGGGCCUUUGCAUCCAGUGGCAUCAUUCAGCAGCAAGGUGUCCAUCCUGCCGGAGAUUCAGAACGAUGCGGGCGAUGGCGUCGCAUACCUCUCCUUGCGAUCACAUGCACCUUUGGAGGUCAUCGUUCCAGAUGUGCGCACCCUACGCCAUCAUACCUCCGCUGAUGACAUGGCAUUACAGUUUUGA
Messenger RNA from Durusdinium trenchii, 3909 nucleotides. NCBI's taxonomy places the organism in Eukaryota, Dinophyceae, Suessiales, Symbiodiniaceae. The record is from the annotation of a GenBank genome assembly.